Molecule: messenger RNA, 794 nt
Organism: Rubroshorea leprosula
Lineage: Eukaryota; Viridiplantae; Streptophyta; Magnoliopsida; Malvales; Dipterocarpaceae
Source: the annotation of a GenBank genome assembly
GCAUGUUCUCCUAGCGGACCUCUUCAAUCUCCCCUAAAACCUGCAUUUAAUUCCCUAAGUACUACAGAUACAACCGCGCGCAUAUAUAUAUAUAUAUAUAUAUAUACCGGUGCUGCUGCUGCUGCUGCUAGUCCCCAACUUUGCUUUCACGUACAUAUCCCUUGAAACACAUUUUUAUGUGCGUUUUUUAAUUCUUUUCCUUAACAUGUCAAUCAAAUCUUGUAUUCUUCUUUUUAUUUUGUGCCUAUCUUUGCAUGCAUGCCAUGGCCGUCGUCUUUCUGUUUAUGAGAAAAAGCUUGCGAAGGAAUUGCACCCCUCCAUCAAGGCUAGUGAAAGAAAUGAUGAGAAGGUUUCAGGUGUGUCAAAGAUGAAACAUACGCUGUCAAAGGAGGCUGGAUAUCCUAAAGAAGAAGGGAAAAAGGAAACUUCUGAGUCUCCUAAGCUAAAAGAUGGAAGGGCAAAAGAGCAGAAAAUGAAAACGCUGAGUUCUUCUCGAAUGGUGGAGUCUCUUGAUGCGGUUUCAUGGCGUGUGCCUCACAAGAAACGCGGUGAGAAAAAUCCUGGCUUCAACUUGGAUUACGCACCGCCCAAGACGCAUCCUCCUUCUCACAACUGAGCGGAAUAUAUAUAUAAUGCUUAUUUCGUCUGGAUUAAGAGAUCGAGUACGUCGCAGAUCAAGAGCCUCAAGAAACCUAGCCAUGCAGGGCUCAAUUAAGGUGGGCAUAACAUGUAAUAUCAUCAAUCCUGACUUGUUAACAUAGAUAUAUAUAGGCUAAUGAAUUUUAUGAGUUAUA